This is a messenger RNA of Paramecium tetraurelia, 978 nucleotides long. RefSeq lists its product as uncharacterized. The record is from RefSeq and is a predicted model, not a curated record. Gene Ontology annotation, biological process: chromatin remodeling. Gene Ontology annotation, cellular component: nuclear chromosome. The transcript has 5 exons. NCBI's taxonomy places the organism in Eukaryota, Ciliophora, Oligohymenophorea, Peniculida, Parameciidae.
AUGCAGAACACUAAACUAUCCGAAUCAAUCGCUUAACUUGAUUGCAUUAAAAAGAAAAUUCACAAAAUUAAGACUCAUAAUGAAAAAUUGCAAAAUAACAUGAAAUUAUGUCCAUUCCCGCCUGGAAUGCAAAUAAUGGCUCAAAAUCUCUAUCCUAUCAAACUCAGUAUCCCUUUGGCUUCUUUGAACAUUAAAUAGACCAUGUUAGAAGAAUAGAUUUUGUGGGACUUUGAAGAAGAUUAUUCAGAAGAAUAAUUAUACAGAAAUCUCUUUGCCAUUAUUGUUGAUCUAUUAGAAGAAAAGUACCCAAAUAAAAUUACUAAGCUGACUGCAUUUGAAACACAUAAAAUUAUUGAGGAUUGUUAAAUUUAAGUAAAAUAAGCCAUUGAGGAUCAUCAGAAGUAUAAACACAUUCAAGAUAUCUUGGCAUUUGAGUCAUUCAUAGAUAAAAACGAUUCGAUGAUUAAUUUACAAAUUACUACAUCCAAAAUCAAAGAGACGAUUUAGUGGGAUUUAGAAAAUGCCUUUAAUUACAUUGAUGAAUUCGUUCAUGCUUAUUGCUAUGAAAAUAAAUUAGACAAAGACAAUUUUGUUUUAAUCGGAAAUUAAAUUAGGGAAUAAAUAUAAAAGGCGUAUGAGAAAAGAUUUCGUAUUGCAUAAAAAUUACUACUAGAAGAUUAAACAGAAUUCAAAUAGAAAUUGAUAUCUUUCUUGGAUUAUCCCUCUUUUGAACCUUAUCAACCAAUCAGAGAUCUUCCUUAGAACAAUGAAUUAAAUACCUUUUUCAAAAAGAAUAUUGAAUUUCUGCCACUUGAAUUAUAAAUGCUUUAUGGAUAAAAACUACAUCCUAAACAAAUACUUGAGUUAGGAGUAGAUUAAGAUGACACAAAAAAGUUUGAAAAAGAAUUUAAUUAAAAAUCUAAAUAUCUUGAACAAACAAUCUUAGCAGAUAUCAUAAACAAGACUAAAUAAAAUUGA